AUGAAUUCAGAAAUAUCAACGAAUAACGAUGAUAUCGAUCCACUACUAUCCUUAGAUCAACAACAACAACAAAUACGAAAUCCAAAUCCCAAAAGACGCAAACAUAACCGAGUUCGUACAGGGUGUUUCACCUGUCGUAAACGGAAAAAGAAAUGUGAUGAACAUCAACCUAAUUGCGAAAACUGUAUUCGAAAUAAAUUGAAAUGUCAAUAUCCAUCACAAUGGAAUGAAGCAUUACCGUUGAAUUUCAAACUUGAAACUUUCCAAUAUGAUGAACUAGUGCCUCUUCAUUACAAAAGAAAGAAAAUCUCGACCAAUUUGAAAUCGCAAAAAGUACCCCAAGAUUUAUUUGGUGUAUUUCUCUUGAAUACGUCGUCCCUUGAUGUAUCAAAUUCUAAUCGAAAAAACAACGGGAUACCAGCUAUUGGAGAAACGGUUGAUACCGAAAAUGUUGAGGAAGAAGUAAUUGACACCAAACUAGGAAAUUCAACUAGUUAUGAAAGCGUGGAAAUAAUUACUCAAUCACCAAUAAAGAGCCUGUCAUCAACACCCUCGACAUCCCUCUCAUUAUUGACGCACAAUGAUAAUCAAGCAGCAGAGCAUAAAACAAUUGAGGUUGAUCACCCAGACAAUGCUCUAUCUUGGGUAUUUGCUGGACCAGUGACAAACUUACAUCUAUUUGGCAAAUAUAUUCCUAAUAUUGAGUUAUCUCCACAAGAUGCCGAGUUGUAUGUCCAUUGUGCUCGCGACUUUAUGCAACAGGUUUCUUUACCACAUGCUCAUCCUUCAUUGAGUCCACCAAAUGUAUGGGUCAACUUAGUGUUAGAGUCAUCAAUUUUGAUUGAUGUGUAUUUAAGUUGUGGAGCAACAUAUCUAGCAUGUUUGCAUCAGAACCUGAAAGUUGACCCAUUACACGAACAGUCAUCACAACAGUUGCAAAUAAAUGACAAUGCGCAAUUGUCGCAAAAAUAUCGUGAAUUAUCAGAAAUUAAAUACAAUUUGGCUGUUAAGUCGUUAAUGCUGGCGAUUUCAACCAAUUCAAUUGAUUUGGAUAGUGAUUGGUUAAUGACUGCUGGUUUAAGUUUGUGUUUGCGUGAUCGAGCCAAUGGGUUGAAUGGUUCUCGCUGUACCAAACAUGUUUCAUUUGUCUAUAAUUUAAUCAAACGGCGAAUCGACAAAAAGAGACAAUCUCAAAGUUUAGGGAACGCCCUGCCCUUAUUAUCCCUGAUUACUCCAGUGGAACGAUUGUUGAUCGAUAGCUUUUUAUUCAAUUAUACUUGCUCACUUUUAACUUGUGGUAAGCAAGAUUAUGCCAGUCUUCCUUCGCCAUACUCAUUUUUCCCAGAUAUCGAAAACUGGUUUGAUGCGCCAAUUGUCCAAAAUUGUGAAGUUAAAUGGAUGAAUAAUCCAGUGUUAGGGGCAGCGAGAAAUAGUUUUCAAACAUUGGCGAAAUUAAUAUAUCUAUUGCGUAGUCAUUACGAAUUUGAUGGUGAUGCGGAUGAUAAUUCUCACUACACGAAUGAUGAAACAUUUUGGGAAUUGAUAUUGGCACUAAAUGAUCAAGAAAUAGACCAAGUUGAGAAAGAUAAUGUUUUGAAAUUAAAUCAACUAUUGAAAAUAUUUCCAUUAGGUUCGAAAACAAUGGUAACGUCACAUACUGGAGAACAAUUGUCCUACUCAGUAUUAAGAAGCAACCUUGCUGUCUCGAUAAUUACAAUCCAUGCUUGUAAAAUAUUGGCUGCUAAAUUAAUAAAUCCAAAGAUCCCAGCUUAUUUACCCGAAAUUCAACACCUGGUCUCGAUUAUAUUAGAAGAACUAAGUCUAUACAUUCCUCAAGAUAACUACUCAUCGUCAAUUUGUAUUGCCAGUUUAUUCUUUUGCGGAGUAGCCAUAAUUAACAAGCCUCAACAAGAUUUAUUGUGUUAUAAAUUGUCUAACUUGAAAAAUAAUCUUUCGCAAAUAGUUGCUAACAACUUGAUAUCAAUUUUGAAAAAGUGUUGGGACAGAGAAACAACAGAGCGGGCUAUUUUUGGUGAUAAAUGUUACAAAUGCUUUGAUACAAUAUUUGAUCGAGAAAUCCUCGAAAGUGUCGCCUUUUGA
Candida albicans SC5314 is the source of this 2100-nucleotide messenger RNA. RefSeq names its product Zcf22p (gene ZCF22). Gene Ontology annotation, molecular function: transcription cis-regulatory region binding; zinc ion binding; DNA-binding transcription factor activity, RNA polymerase II-specific. The coding region runs from base 1 to 2100 and encodes 699 amino acids. The record is from RefSeq and is a predicted model, not a curated record. NCBI's taxonomy places the organism in Eukaryota, Fungi, Ascomycota, Pichiomycetes, Serinales, Debaryomycetaceae. Gene Ontology annotation, biological process: positive regulation of transcription by RNA polymerase II. Gene Ontology annotation, cellular component: nucleus. The transcript has a single exon.